Nilaparvata lugens (brown planthopper) is the source of this 1448-nucleotide messenger RNA. RefSeq names its product enoyl-CoA hydratase domain-containing protein 3, mitochondrial. The record is from RefSeq and is a predicted model, not a curated record. Gene Ontology annotation, molecular function: hydro-lyase activity. Gene Ontology annotation, cellular component: mitochondrion. Bases 138 to 1286 code for a protein of 382 amino acids. NCBI's taxonomy places the organism in Eukaryota, Metazoa, Arthropoda, Insecta, Hemiptera, Delphacidae. The transcript has 10 exons.
AAAUAACAAAUGGAAUUUGAAACUGUGGAUUGAUUUGUAAAACUAUAUAAAUCAAUCCAAUAAAUUAAACUUCGAAAACGAAUAUUUAAAUUGUAUUGUUCCUUUAUGGUUUAUUAUUUUGUCCUAAUUUUAGAAAAAUGGAUAAAGAGAGUCAAACAGCUUCCCAGAGUAUGGAGUACAAUGUUUGUGGGAAAAUCGCAGAAAUAGUUGUUAACAGACUGGAAGAUAUAUCAACAUCUAGACCACAAAUCAAAGUUCAGGUUAAAGUUGAGAAACAGGAAAGUGCCUUGGAUGACAGUUGGAUCGGAGCUACACGUGAUGAUACAGCUACUCAACAGAUCAAGAUCGAGAAAAAGGAGGAUGAAUUUGGAGAAUAUGAAUUUGCAACGAGCAACGUCAAAGAUGAGCCAUCCUCACACAAUGGUUCAACUUCCAAUCAGAUUCCACGGAUCACAAAUCGCUUCUAUUCAUGUCAGAAAACUGGGAAACUGACGAAACUUUCCGAAGACAAUGGUGUCAGAAAAAUUGUCAUGGCAAAUCCUAAGACAAGGAAUGCUCUGUCAGUCGAUAUGAUGGAAGAUCUGAUAGAUGAUGUAUCCUUGAACUGGUGUGACACUAACUUGAGAUGUAUAGUUAUUUCGGGAGAAGGCCCGGUAUUUUCAUCGGGACACAACUUGAAAGAAUUGGCGCUUACUGGCGAGAAAGAUGAGUUGGCCGAGAAGAGGAGGGUAUUUUCGAUUUGUGCACAGUUGAUGAAGCGGAUAGUAGCGGCGCCCGUGCCAGUGAUCGCCAGUGUGAACGGGCCCGCCUUCGCAGCAGGCUGCCAGCUUGUGGCACAGUGUGACAUCGCCCUCGCCACUCACAGCAGCUCCUUUGCCACUCCAGGGUCGCACUUUGGUAUAUUCUGUUCGACACCUGGAAUCCCUCUGGCGAGAGCCGUACCGCGCAAAGUAGCCGCCCAUAUGCUCUUCACUGGCAAACCGAUCACCGCAGAACAAGCUGCCAGUUAUGGACUCAUCAGUAAAGUGGUUGCCGAUGAUAAGCUCGAUGAAGAAAUUGAAGCAGUCUGCGCUUCCAUAAAAUCUCAAAGUAGGAGCAUAAUUGAACUUGGAAAAAGAUUCUUCUACCAGCAACUAGAACUGGAUCUGAACUCAGCUUAUCAACUAGGUACGGACGUCAUGACAAAUAACACCAAGAUGGCAGAUGGCCAGGAGGGAAUUGCCGGAUUCGCUCAGAAACGAAAACCUGUGUGGAAACAUAAUUUUGAUGAAAUUUCUUCUGCGUAGUUUUUUUUAAUGCUGUUAUAUUUGAAUUAUUAAAAAUUUCAAAUAAAUUUGUCGAAUUUGCCAAAAUGUUAUGAAUAAAGAUUGUAAUUGUAACAUAUUCUUAUUGAAGAGAUUUUUAUAAUAACUAUAUUAUAACUUAAUAAACUAUUUUUUAUUACAAAU